This is a messenger RNA of Erigeron canadensis, 540 nucleotides long. RefSeq names its product F-box/kelch-repeat protein At3g06240-like. The transcript has a single exon. The record is from RefSeq and is a predicted model, not a curated record. The coding region runs from base 1 to 540 and encodes 179 amino acids. Lineage: Eukaryota; Viridiplantae; Streptophyta; Magnoliopsida; Asterales; Asteraceae.
AUGGGUGGUAAGGAUAUCUACACGUUGCAUGAGGAAGACCGGUUGCCACUUUCUUCUGGUGAAGGAUACCAGGGCGUUACAGCAGUCGAGUACCCCAGAGUUGAAGUCCAAAUAGCUGGUUCAUGCAAUGGAAUUCUGUGUUUAGUUGAUAUGGCUUUAGGUAUGUGUCUGUGGAACUUUUCGGAAUUAAUGAUCCCAAAGCAUCCAUUGCGGAGUAGAUCUUCUAACAUGACUGUUGGGUUUGGUUUUGACCCAAUCGCCAAUGAUUACAAGACCAUGACUAUACAUUAUGGGGCUACACUUAGACCCUAUAUCUACAGCCUUAAGUCAGGUUCUUGGUCUCCGAUCGCUCCCCCUGCUGGUAUGUUUCAUCAUCUUAGGUGUAACUCAUAUUUGAUCGAUACAACAUUGUAUUGGGUUGCAAGUGAGUCUCCAAACAAACCCCGUUGUAUCAUCAUGACAUUUGAUUUGAGCACCCAUGUUUUUGGCUCAUUUUCGAUGCCGAACCCAGCUGGGAAUUUAAACAACUUGGAGAGAUGA